Molecule: messenger RNA, 582 nt
Organism: Parasteatoda tepidariorum (common house spider)
Lineage: Eukaryota; Metazoa; Arthropoda; Arachnida; Araneae; Theridiidae
Source: RefSeq, a predicted model, not a curated record
AAAAGAAUGGAAAGAUGAUGAAUAUAUAAAAUCAUCCACUCGUCUCAUUUCUUUCUAUUUCCACUAAUAGAAAAAAAAUGAAAAUGACGACUAUUUUGUGCAGUUUUAUUCUCUUGGGGAUUGUUUCAACCACUGUUACAGCUGCGCCCCAGUUACCUGGCGGCGUUUUCCAGUUUCCGAUCACGUUCGCCCCUCAAUUCCCGGACGCAUGGUACCAUGGACCAAAUGUGUGUCAAGAUGUAAAGGAAUUGCCAGUCCCUGAACAGGAGGUACAAAUGAUUUCUGAUCCGGGUAUUGAGACGAUAAGUAAAAGCGAGUCUUGCAAAGGCGACGAUAACGUUCAUGUCUGCCAAACACGGAUAACAACAAAUGGUCAAUCCACUCUGACUGAAACUACGUACAAAUGUUGUGUUGGUUUCGUGCACCCGAAUGGAGGAAGUUAUUGUAUCCAAGCAUAGACAAUGUUCUAUAAGAUCCAACAAAAGGUACUUAAUGACCUACAUAAAGAAAAUUUAUAGAAGUUCCUAGAAGACCAAUGAUGUUAUGUAUUUCCUAUAUUAAAUAAAGAGUACCUUUAAGAAA